AUGGCCGCAGUCCCUGGCGUGCUCAGCCCUUGGGGUUACGGUCUGAUCAAAGCCUUCGAGGGGUUCAGGGAUGACUUCUAUUGCGAUCGUGCCCCCGGUUCAACGAUAGGCCAUACACACUGUGAUCCAGGUGAAGGAACUCUUACGAUUGGCUAUGGUCACGCUUGUCAACCUGAGUCAAAUUGCCAAUCCAUCAUGGACGAGACACGACCGAUCUCAGAAGCGAGGGCCACGCAAAUCAUGAAGGGCGAUGUGGCAGUAAUGGAGCGUGCGGCGCGAGCAAUCACCGGUCCGCUCACCCAGGAUCAGUUUGACGCAAUAAUCUCCUACAUAUUCAACGUUGGCCCUGGCCCUUCACACGUGAGACCGUUGGCAACAGCCAUCAAUGGGGGAGAUUACGCCGCCGCCGAGAACGCGAUCCGCAGCGGGGUUGGGGACAAGAAGCGACGUAGUGUCGAAGCCAACGUGUUUGCAUCGUUUUCGUUUUGA
Messenger RNA from Exophiala bonariae, 489 nucleotides. RefSeq lists its product as uncharacterized. The transcript has 2 exons. Gene Ontology annotation, molecular function: lysozyme activity. Lineage: Eukaryota; Fungi; Ascomycota; Eurotiomycetes; Chaetothyriales; Herpotrichiellaceae. Gene Ontology annotation, biological process: cell wall macromolecule catabolic process; peptidoglycan catabolic process. The record is from RefSeq and is a predicted model, not a curated record. The coding region runs from base 1 to 489 and encodes 162 amino acids.